Capronia coronata CBS 617.96 is the source of this 1722-nucleotide messenger RNA. RefSeq lists its product as uncharacterized. Gene Ontology annotation, cellular component: membrane. The coding region runs from base 1 to 1722 and encodes 573 amino acids. NCBI's taxonomy places the organism in Eukaryota, Fungi, Ascomycota, Eurotiomycetes, Chaetothyriales, Herpotrichiellaceae. Gene Ontology annotation, biological process: transmembrane transport. The record is from RefSeq and is a predicted model, not a curated record. The transcript is spliced from 3 exons. Gene Ontology annotation, molecular function: transmembrane transporter activity.
AUGAGUGCACCGCGCAACCUAAGUACUGCCUCUGGCAUGCACCGCAAAUCGGUCGCAGAGGAACCCGUCACCUCGGUUCUUGCGCCUGGAGAGAUCCCGAUCUUGGAUCAAGACUUGACCGCCGAUGAGGAGAUUCUGGCAGCUCUGGGUUACAAACCCGAGUUUAAACGCGAAUUCUCUCUAUGGACCUCCUUUUGUGUUUCUUUCGCCGUCCUCGGCCUGCUGCCGUCCUUUGCCUCGACUAUCUACUAUGGCAUGGGUUACGCGGGCACUCCUGGUAUGGUUUGGGGAUGGUUGAUUGCAAUGGCAUUCAUCCAAUGCGUCGCAAUGGGAAUGGCUGAACUCUGCUCCUCCAUGCCUACUAGCGGAGGCCUCUAUUAUGCCUCAGCUGUCCUGGCACCUCCAGGAUACGGCCCUCUUGCUGCAUGGAUCACCGGAUGGUCGAACUGGCUCGUCCAAAUCACCGGUGCCCCUUCCGUCGAUUACGCUCUGGCUUCGAUGAUUCUGGCUGCGGGGUCCAUCAACGACCCUUCUUAUGUUCCCCAAAACUACCAGGUCUUCCUUUUGACCACUCUGAUUAUGAUUCUCCACGCCGCUAUCUCCUCGAUGCCAACCCGGUGGAUUGCGACCUUCAACUCCUACGGUAGCACAUUCAACAUCAUUGCGUUGGUGAUUACAAUCAUCGCCAUCCCAGCCGGGACCAAUCGCACUGAGCAAGGGCUGCCACGGUUCACCAAAAGCAGCACGGUUUGGGGGAAUUUCUAUGAAGGAACUGACUUCCCAAACGGCGUGGCUGUUCUCAUGUCCUUCAUUGCUGUCAUCUGGACCAUGUCAGGAUAUGACGCCCCCUUUCACCUGUCGGAAGAAUGCAGCAAUGCCAACAUUGCCAGUCCUCGAGCCAUUGUCCUGACUUCAGGAGUGGGUGGUUUGAUGGGUUGGUUCUUGCAAUUGAUCGUGGCAUAUACCGUGAUCGAUAUCGACGAAGUCCUCGAUUCCGAAAUCGGCCAGCCUUGGGCUUCUUACUUGAUGCAGGUCUUGCCCAAGAAUACCGCCUUGGCCCUUUUGGCAAUGACCAUCGUUUGUGGAUUCUCCAUGGGUCAAGGUUGCAUGGUCGCUGCGUCGCGAGUCACUUACGCCUACGCACGCGAUGGCUGCUUCCCAUUCUCAAAUCUCUGGAAGCAAGUCCAUCCCUGGACGAAGACACCUGUCAACGCUGUAUGGUUCAAUUGUGUCAUAGGCAUUCUUUUGACCUUGCUUCUCUUUGGGGGAGAGGCAUCCAUCGGUGCCAUUUUCAGUGUUGGAGCCCUGGGGGCAUUUGUGGCCUUUACUAUCCCUAUCACGAUCCGUACUUUCUUUGUGGGCGGCCGGUUUCGACGUGGUCCCUGGCAUCUGGGCAAAUUCUCCUAUCCUAUUGGUGUUGCAUCUACUUGCUUCACCUUGCUCAUGAUUCCCAUCCUUUGCCUGCCGAGUGUGACCGGGUCGGACUUGGACGCCUCCUUGAUGAACUGGACCUGCCUUGUCUGGGGUGGUCCGAUGUUGAUGGUGCUGGUUUGGUGGGUUGUCGACGCCCAUAAGUGGUUCACCGGACCCAAAGUCAAUGUCGAGCACACCAUGCUUGGGAGAGACGGCAACGUUCUUGAAGCCAAAGAAGGAGGGUCAGAUACCGGCUCGCAAACCUCUCCCGCUCCUGCCAAGGAGGUGGGUAAGGAUUCUGAAGUGUAG